Molecule: messenger RNA, 1968 nt
Organism: Malassezia japonica
Lineage: Eukaryota; Fungi; Basidiomycota; Malasseziomycetes; Malasseziales; Malasseziaceae
Gene: MET1
Product: uroporphyrinogen-III C-methyltransferase
Exons: 1
Coding region: 1-1968 (655 amino acids)
Biological process (GO): siroheme biosynthetic process
Molecular function (GO): uroporphyrin-III C-methyltransferase activity
Source: RefSeq, a predicted model, not a curated record
AUGACCGCUUCGCUGCUGGUGGCGCACAAGCCAGAAGGGCGCGCGCUGCUGGUCGUCGGCGCGAACAAGCUCGCGGCGAUCCGUGUACAGGCCGCGCAUGCGGCGGGGAUGGUGCCAAUCGUCGUUUGGUCGGGGACGUACGAGGAGAGCCACACGGAGCUCCAGGCGGCCGUGCGCAAGGAAGCGUUUCAUGUCAUUGCGCACGACGCGCUCUUCCCAGAGGGCACCGGGGGGGAAGAAGCGUGCGCCAAUGCGUGGAACGCGCUCUUUGACGAAGUCGAUGUGGACGCAUCGCUGUUUGCCGUGUGCGUCACCGACACGCUCGCCCCAGAAGGCACCGACACCGGCCGCCGCCUCGCACGCUGCGCGCUGCUCGCGACGCUCUGCCGCAAGCGGCGCCUGCCGAUCAACGUGACGGACCAGCCGGACCUGUGCGACUUUAGUUUUCCGGCGACGCACCGCUUUCCGUGCACGAGCGACGGCGCGCAAGUUCCGUCGCCGCUGCAAAUUUCCGUGACGACCAACGGGCGUGGCUGCCGCCUCGCAGGGCGCAUCCGGCGCACGCUCGUCGCAGCGCUGCCUGCCAACGUCGGCGACGCGGUCGAGCGCAUCGGCGAGAUGCGCGAAAUCGCCAAGCAGGAGGACGGCACGAACGGCGAGCUGGAAGACGAUCCCCGCCUCGAUACCCUUGGCUACAAGCCCGAAAAGCGCGAUAGCGCACAGCACCGGCGCAUGCGCUGGGUCGCACAGAUCAGCGAGUAUUGGCCGCUGGAGCGCCUCGCGCGUCUGACCACCGACGAAAUGCACGGCCUCCUCGCCGAGCAGCUCCACAACGCAAGCGACUCGCCGGCGCGCGGCACGCCCGAGGCGGAUGUGCGCCCGCCGAAGCGCUCGCGGCACGCGUUGCGCCUCGGCGCAGGCACCGAAAAAGGGCGCGUGUUCCUCCUCGGCUCCGGCCCAGGGCACCCCGGCCUCUUGACCGUCGCCGCGCACCAUAUUCUGACGUCGCCCGAGACGGACUUGAUCCUGUCCGACAAGCUCGUCCCAACGUCGGUCCUCGCGCUGAUCCCCGAGUCGACGCCGCUCGUGAUUGCGAAAAAGUUUCCGGGUAACGCCGAAGGCGCCCAGUCGGAGCUCAUUGCGCUCGCAAAAGACGCCACGCAGCAGGGCAAGACGGUCGUGCGCCUGAAGCAGGGCGACCCGUAUGUCUACGGCCGCGGAGGCGAGGAGCUCGUUGCCUUCCGCGAGGCGGGCAUCGAGUGCGCCGUCAUUCCCGGCAUUUCGAGCGCGCUUGCGGGGCCACUCCUGGUCAACAUCCCGGUGACGCAGCGGGGCGCAGCCGAUAGCCUCGUGCUGUGCACCGGUGUCGGGCGCGGGGGACGCCGCGUAUCCCUGCCGGGCUACGAGCGUGGCCGCACGCUUCUGAUUCUUAUGGGCGUCGCGCGCCUGCGUGCGGUGGUCGAGACGCUUACCGGCGCGAGCUCGGAAGGACGCAAAGGCGCGGCCUACCCCCUACAUACGCCGAUUGCCAUUGUCGAGCGUGCAAGCUCGAGCGACCAGCGCGUCAUUGCCACGACGCUCGACCGCAUCGUCGACACCAUCGAGAACAAGGUGCCGGACGGCCAGCGGCCGCCGAGCAUGAUGGUCGUCGGCUGGGCCGUCCUUAGUCUCGCCGGAGCUGUCGCAGGUAACGGCGUGAUGGACGACGAAGAAACGUGCCUCGCAUCGCAUCCCGAGGACGCCGAACGCCGCCUGGCGCAGCUCGACGCGGAGCGCAUCGCGCGCUGGCUGGGCGGAAACGCGUUCCUCACGCACGAGGGGCUCCCUGAGGGCUACAAGCUACUGGACCCCUACCUUAGUGCACCCAAAUCCCACGACCUCGGCACGCGCUCCGAGUCGGGGUGGGCCGCACCACGCUACCAAAACGCACCCACCGGCGGAUGGACCGCCGGCGAGCAUGCGCCAUAG